CAAGAUAUGUUCUUAUCUCCAUGUAUAUACCCUAACUUGAGAGAAAAUUAACUUAAUGGGGGAAAAUAUCAACCAAUAUUUUGCCAAAGACAGCAUAUAUCUUCUCGAGGAAGAUGAUGAUGAUGAUUACCUCUUGCCUCACAAUAACAAUGAUUCAGCAUUUAAAUUUGAACAAAGUAGUGAAAAAUGCAAUGCCCGAGGAAGUACAUCAUUUACAGCUGAGGAGAAAAUGAACAAAUAUUUCUCGGAAGACAGUAUAUUUCGGUCAGAAGACGAGGAUGAAGAAAGCAGACAGGUAAAAAAUCAAUGGAAACCUGGACCAUCUCGAGAGUCCAUUCCUCAGGAAGAUCCAAAAAAAAAUAUUUCACCCACAGUUGACGGAGAAUAUGUAUUUCCAGCAAAAACUCAAAAACGUAAACAAGAAACCUCAAGCAAUCUCAAAGCAAGAAUUGAAGUAGAAGAAUUUGAAGAAAGUAGUGAACAAAGCAAUGCCCGAGGAAGUACAUCAUUGACAGAUGAUGAGAAAAUGAAGAAAUAUUUCUCGGAAGACAGUAUAUUUCGGUCAGAAGACGAGGAUGAAGAAAGCAGACAGGUUAAAAAUCAGUGGAAACCUGGAUCAUCUCGGGAGUCCAUUCCUCAGGAAGAUCCAAAUAAAAAUAUUUCACCCACAGUUGACGGAGAAUAUGUAUUUCCAGCAAAAACUCAAAAACGUAAACAAGAAACCUCAAGCAAUCUCAAAGCAAGAAUUGAAGUAGAUGAUGAAGAUUACGUUCUGCCUCACAAUUACAAGGAUUUGGCAAUUAAGAUGGAAGAAAGAAGUAAAUUGAGCUAUACUAAAAAAAGGGCAUCGCCCAUAUUUAAUGGAAAAGAAGAGGUUAUACCAUCAAAAACUCCAGAAAGUAAAAAUGAAAAUUCCAGUUAUUUCAAUGAGAAUGGGGGUGUUGUCUCUAAAACACUACUUCCCACAAGAAAAAAUUGUGACAGGAAGUGUGUUCGUUAUUUUCGUUUUGUGAAAGAAAAGAUAAGUUCAAAAUAUGAGGAAAUUCGGUCAUCGGUUUGUAAUAGCCCGAAAAGCGAUAAUGAAGGCCCCCUUUUGUUGGUUUCCACUUUCUUUUUUUCGGAUAGAAUGGCGAAUGUCUCUUCCAUAACAAGUUAUGAAAAUGGUGAAUGUUGGGUGGCCGCUGACGGUGCUAAACGUGUUCGAUUGUACAAUAGAGACGGACAUUUGAUAGAAACUGUAAAUGUUGGGAGUCCUGUAGAUUCACUUACAAUAGACAAACAUGGAAAUGUCUACAUGUCUUGUCCAGAGAUUAAACAGGUUCUAGUUUUCAAUCGAAGCCGACACGUAAAAACAUUUAAGGAAAUGACUGAUUUUCCCCGUGGGAUCGCUUAUAUGAAGCUUAGCGAGUCAAUCCUGGUUUGCAGAAACAAAACGAAAAUUGCCUAUAACAUGUCAUCCAAACCAUCAAACCGAAUAGAAAAAUACAGUGUAAGCGGUACCAAGACCAAAUCCGGGGCUGUAACGAAAACUUUGUUUGGUUAUCCUCUUCGAGUGUGUGUGAAUGUAAAUAACGACUGUGUUGUCUCUGACUUUGCCAAUAGUUCAAUAACUGCCAUCGACUCCUCUGGAAGAACGAGAUUUUCCUUCAAAUCGUCAACAGAUUUCACCAUCAGCUAUAGACAUUCUGUUUGCUGUGAUAGAGACGGUUAUAUCUACAUUUUUUCGAAAGGUACACCAAACGUCUGUAUUUUGGAUUCCAACGGCAAUGUGAAAAAUACGUUUACUUGUCUAGAUCUGAGCGACGAUACUUGCUUUGCAGCGGUGUUUGAUACUGAUGGAUAUCUAUGGCUCGGGAGCUCGAAAAAUACAAUUAAAAUCUUCAAACUGAGCAACCAAACCAAUGUUGUUUAUUAAAACACAAUUGUCUCUUUAGAUUGUUUAACACUAUGCCUGUUUUAACAUUAUACUCAUUUUAAACGAGCACUGUAACGAGUUACACGAAUGUUUUUUAAAUUUUAUUUUUUCCUUUUUCGUGAUACGUGUAACAAAGCCGUUUAAGGGUAUUUCCAACGGUCAACUACUAAUUUACCGUCAAUCAUAUUGAGUUUUAACUAAGAUACAGAGCUGAUAUUUCUCAGUAACGUUUACAGAUUUCGUCAUGUUUUUUAAUUUAUAUGUUGAGUGAUGAAUAGAAGAUAUCAUGUUUAAAUCAAAAUUCAGCGUGAUAAACACUAGUACAUGUAACUGCAUGCGUUUUUGUGUUUAUUACAAACAAAACAAUUUUAAAAAAUUUACUCGAAAAAAACAUUUAACCAGUUUAUAGAACGCGCCUUGUUUUCAUAACAAAGAAUUGUAAGCAUUGUAUCUUGCUUAUUGUAUAAUACAUGUAAAUGACAAUAUAAAUUUGACUAAUUAUUAAAGAUAUCAAUAAAGUGGUCAGCACUAGGGAAACAUUGUCAUUGUCAAAUAUUGCAAAUAUAUUUAUGAAUACAUAAACAUUGUUAUUUAACAAUAUAAGUGACUAUUCUAUAUCAAUUUGGUAAUAUGCUCAACUUAUAUGGAAGCAAUAUGGCGUAUAAAGGUAACAUAAAUUGAUCUAGAAAUUUCAACUGAAAAUUGAUCAGGAGUUCAUUUCAACAUUUACUAAAAAUAGUACAUGAUUCAUUAUACGAUCGGUAAUGAAUAAUAUCUAGAAAUGUCACUACCUGUGACCUGUGAAAAUGAUGAUGCAAUGCAAAAUGGUUAAAAUGAUCUAUAAAUCACUAAAAUUGGAUCAGUUAGGAGUUCAUUUUAACAUUUACUAGAAAUAGUGCAUAUUGCAU
Magallana angulata is the source of this 2823-nucleotide messenger RNA. RefSeq lists its product as uncharacterized. The transcript is spliced from 2 exons. The record is from RefSeq and is a predicted model, not a curated record. Lineage: Eukaryota; Metazoa; Mollusca; Bivalvia; Ostreida; Ostreidae. The coding region runs from base 56 to 1915 and encodes 619 amino acids.